Messenger RNA from Rotaria sp. Silwood1, 1311 nucleotides. NCBI's taxonomy places the organism in Eukaryota, Metazoa, Rotifera, Eurotatoria, Philodinida, Philodinidae. The record is from the annotation of a GenBank genome assembly.
AUGGAACGUAUACUUCGUGCUGCAAAUUAUCCAAAUUUAUAUGGACUUGGUUUAUUGGACAUUGACUUAGAAACAGCUCAAUCUCUCUUUGUUCAUGAAUAUUCUUUAAUUCAUAUAUAUAUAAAUCAAAUAACAUCAUUUAUUAUCGAUAUAACUAAAAAUAAAAAUAAAAUUUCAAUAGAAGGUGUCAAUAUAUUUUUAUUUACACAUAUUUUUAUAACAUAUACCAAUUUACAAUAUUUAAAUUUCAAUCCAUUUUCAAGUUACAAUAAAUCUUUAUCAUUUCCGAAUUCAUCUCCAACUUUUAUCUCCUCAAAUCUCUUAGACUUGCAUGUCUCUUUGGGAAAUUUCAUCGACUGUCUUUAUGUACUUGAUGGACGUUUCAAUCAACUUCGCACAUUUCAUGUUAAUAUUUGUUACAUUUCCGUUUUUGGUCGAAAACUUAAUAAUAAGGAAAAAUUACCUAAUUUAAGAUGUUUUUCGCUACAUUCUUAUAACAUUACAGAUGCUUAUGAUGAAUUAAUUAUACCACUUCUAUAUCGAAUGUCAAAUUUAGAAAAACUCGAUUUAAAUCUUUCUCUUUCUAUGAAAAAAACAUUUGUUGAUGGAAAUGAUUUGAAGAAAAAUAUUAUCAAUCAUAUGUUACGAUUAGACAAAUUGACAUUUAAUAUUCGUUCAGUUCUUCAUCUUCAUAAUGAAAUUAAUUUACCAUCAAAUGAAGAUAUACAAAAUACAUUUCGUGAUUUUAAAAAUAAUCAUAUCAUUUCUUGCCUCGAUUAUUUUCAAGAACAACAAAGUAGCAAAUGUCUUAUUUAUUCAUAUCCAUAUAAAUCAAAAUUUUAUAAGUAUAUAACAAAUAAUUUUUCGGGUGGAUUAUUCAAAUGUGUUCGUGAAAUAUCAUUAUUUGAUGUACAUCCUUUUGAACAUGAAUUUUUCCUUCGAAUUUCUCAAUCAUUUCCAUUUAUGCAAAAAUUGGCUUUACGCAAUUAUAAACCACAAAAUAACAAAUUAUGUAAAGAAUCAAAAAAUGACAAUCAAGAUUUAUCCAUUAUUAAAUAUCCUCAUCUUGCUAGUCUUACACUUAAUAGAUCUCAUGAUGAUUAUGUUGAACAAUUUCUACUUGAUACGAAAACAUGUUUACCGAAUAAUGUUCAUCUUAACGUCACUUAUCAAACCUUGGAAAGGGUGACACAUAAUUUUACAAGAGAUGCAACACGAAUCAAUUGUCAAAAACUGAAGUCUUUAUCUAUUGAUCCUAUUCGAAUUUUUAAACAUGUCAAAAACUAUUUUCCUCAUACGGAAAUAUUCUGA